Molecule: messenger RNA, 4833 nt
Organism: Oncorhynchus mykiss (rainbow trout)
Lineage: Eukaryota; Metazoa; Chordata; Actinopteri; Salmoniformes; Salmonidae
Product: potassium voltage-gated channel subfamily D member 1
Biological process (GO): action potential; potassium ion transmembrane transport; protein homooligomerization
Cellular component (GO): neuronal cell body; postsynaptic membrane; voltage-gated potassium channel complex
Molecular function (GO): A-type (transient outward) potassium channel activity; protein binding
Source: RefSeq, a predicted model, not a curated record
AGGAGAGGAGCUAAGGCUAAGCAUGACAAUCACUCCCUCACUCUCCGGUGUGCGAUGUGGUUCGAUUCCAGGAGAGGGGCUGCUUAUAAUUCUCUCAUUGCCUUUGCUUUCUCUUCCACAUUGUCUGCAGCUUUAAUGCAUGGUAUAAAAAGGGACGACCAUACAAGGAAUAGAAAUGCCUAAGACUCAAACGUUUCCUUUCACAAGACCUCUGACACCAAAGAAAUCGAUUACACUUAAGGUUUGGUUGUGCAGAGAAUCCAAGGGACAGAGAGAGGCAUCCAUCAUCAAAGCUGGAGAGCAACAGUGAGAGGGAAAGGGAGAAAGCAAUGUGUCUAUCUUGCAACGUCGGCGACCAUCAUCACAAUUGAAUACGAAUUUGAAAAACCACAGCGCUGCAACUAAUCUGUCUUCUGAGAAAGGGGAGGCAGUGAGCGAAGGUCGGAGACUUAUUAUUUAUUUUAUUUUUAACACUACUGAAAAGCCAUAUACAGUAUUGUUCUACAAUAUUACUGUGCUAUUAUUUAUACAAACCCUGUCAAUAGUCUGAUGUUUUAUGAAUCAGGCCUAGUUUUCCUGAGCUAUUCCAAUGGCCUGAACUUUAGGUUCAGUCCCCAACUGCCUUAUCUUGACCCUUUUCUUUGAUGAUGUAAACACUAUCAUCUCCCUGCCUGCCUUACAUUUCCCUCCUACUGAAGCCAAUGCACAAACAAACUGACAGACUGGAAAUGGAGGCAAGCCAACCCGGUUGUUGAGGCCUUCAGUUCGGAUGAUUAGAUCGGAUAUACCUAUACUUUUCCUCCUGAUCCGGAAAAAGGCCCAGAAAUAGCCCUCAAGUACCUAAACAACACUCCGUACCUUUACACACCAUCCCGGCUUACUCCUGAAACAAAAGCUACUAAACAAAAAUGGCUGCUGGAGUUGCAACAUGGAUGCCCUUUGCUCGGGCAGCAGCCGUAGGCUGGCUACCACUGGCCCAAAAGACCAUGCCCAAGCCUCCUGUGGACAAAAAGAGUCGCAGUGAUGAGAUCUUGUUUGUAAAUGUGAGUGGACUACGCUUUCAGACAUGGAAGAACACCUUGGACCGUUACCCAGACACCCUUCUAGGCAGCUCAGAAAAGGAGUUUUUCUACAAUGAGGAAACUCAGGAAUAUUUCUUUGACAGGGAUCCAGAGAUGUUCCGCCAUAUACUAAACUUUUUUCGAACAGGCAAGCUACAUUACCCCCGACAUGAAUGCAUUCAGGCUUUUGAGGAAGAGCUGGCUUUCUAUGGCAUAAUACCGGAGAUCAUAGGUGACUGCUGUAUGGAAGAGUACCGGGAUCGCAAGAAGGAGAACCAGGAGCGUUUGGCUGAGGACACCGAGGCAGAGAAUGCUGGAGACGCUCCCCUGCCCCCAGACGCCACAUUACGAGAGAGGCUAUGGAGGGCCUUUGAGAACCCUCACACAAGCACCAUGGCCUUGGUUUUUUACUAUGUCACUGGCUUCUUCAUCGCUGUGUCUGUUAUUGCCAACGUUGUGGAAACAGUUCCCUGCCGACCAAUCAAAGGGAGUAUAAAGGACCUGCCAUGUGGUGAGAAGUUUUCAGUGGCCUUCUCUUGUUUGGACACGGCCUGUGUGCUUAUCUUCUCCUUUGAGUACCUCAUGAGACUGUAUGCUGCCCCCAGCCGCUGUGAUUUUGCGCGUUCGGUGAUGAGCGUGAUAGACGUGGUGGCCAUCUUGCCCUUCUACAUUGGCCUUGUCAUGCCAGAGAAUGAGGAAGUCAGUGGGGCCUUUGUCACCCUGCGAGUCUUCCGGGUGUUCCGUAUCUUCAAGUUCUCCCGUCACUCUCAGGGGCUGCGUAUCUUGGGCUGCACGCUGCAAGCCUGCGCCUCGGAGCUGGGCUUCCUCCUCUUCUCCCUCACCAUGGCCGUCAUCAUCUUUGCCACCGUCAUGUUCUACGCUGAGAAAGGCACCAAGGGAACCACGUUUUCCAGCAUCCCUGCCUCCUUCUGGUACACCAUCGUCACCAUGACAACACUGGGAUAUGGAGACAUGGUUCCAGACUCCAUAGCGGGCAAGAUAUUUGGCUCCAUCUGCUCCCUCAGUGGCGUGCUGGUGAUUGCUCUACCUGUGCCUGUUAUAGUCUCCAACUUCGCAAGGAUCUACCACCAGAACCAAAGGGCAGAUAAGAUGAGGGCACAGCAGAAAGUGCGCCAGGCAAGGAUUCGAAUGGCUAAAAAAGGGGCCACCAAUGCAUUCUUGCAGCACAAAGAGGAUGGGGGAUUGCAGGAUGGUGAUGGUGACAGCACACCUCUUUGUGUGAAGAACAGGUCCGCCUUUGAGCACCAACAUCAUCACCUAUUGCACUGCUUGGAGAAAACCACAAAUCACGAGUUCACCGAUGAAGUCACCUACAGCGAGGUGUGUGUGACCGACUCAUUGGGCUUCCGCACCAGCCGCAGCACUUCGCUGUCCAGCCAGCAGGGGGCCACCACAACCUGCUGCUCCCGCCGGGCCAAGAGGAGGGCCUUCCGCCUUGCCAACUCCACUGUCUCUGUCAGCCGGGGCAGUGUGCAGGAGCUGGACACGCUGCAUGUCACCAAGACUCCUGCUGGUACCCAGUACCCACAGAGUCGCUCCAGUCUAAAUGCCAGGACUGAAAACCUGAAGCUGAACUGUGAUGACUACACGGCAGCCAUCAUCAGUAUCCCCACUCCCCCAGCCAACACUCCUGAUGAGAGUCUACCUAACUCCCCCGCCAUCCCUGGCAUCCUACGCAACUCUCGCUCCAGUACCUUCAACACCCAGGAAACUGUCAAGAUCUCCUCUUUAUAACCCCCUGAAGCACAGGACCUUGACCCAUUGCACAAAAGAAGAGGAAGGGGGCCCAUCAGAGAAGAACAUGGGAAAGAAGGACAUUCAAGGAUGAUACCACACACUCUUUGCAAAUGCUUCACUCCAAUACCAACGUAAUGUCUACUGAAUAGAGGUAGGGCUAGCGUGAAUCUUUUUCAUUUAUUCAUUCAUUUGAUUUGAACCAUCCAUGUGACGUGCUGGGGAAGUUACUGUUACUGGUUGAUCUUUUGGUCCAGGGAGUUACGGGGGGGUGGGGGAGUUAGUAAAUUGAGUGAGUAUCACAGAGACUCACGGAGACUGUGAGCUGAGCAGGAACAGAUGACAGCGUGUGAAACAGGAAUCUACAUGCCUCUUGGACUCAGAGAACGGACACAUAUGGAUGGUGUGGUUGGUAAGAGUGUUUUUCAACAAUAAUAUACCCACCGUGGCAUCGAAGGCCUUUUUACUUUUCAAGAUAUGCAACGUUAGAACAAGCAGGAAAAACGAAUAUACAGUACAUAAUGUGUGUCAAAAAAUAUUGCAGGGAGAGAUUAUACAGAUGAUGAAUAAUGACAAAAUUAUAUUGAUACAUAAAUACACCUUUAGAGAGAGAAAUAUUAGUUCUGCAUUCUGCAAUAGAUUUCUUCACACAAACUCGGAUGAAAAUAAAGGAGUGAUUGUUAGAUGGUAGUGCAUAUGUAACAUAUUUUGUAUCAUACGUCUCUAAAUCACAUGCAUCUUCAAACCUUACCAAAAAAUGUCAGUGUAAUGACGAGCUUACUACAGCUAUGCAUGUUCCUGUACAAUAGAUGGUGGAGAAUAGAACUGCUGAUAUUAGUGGUGUCAGAUAUGACGAGCUCAUAGGUUUUUUGCAUGGUACCUUAUUCUUUCCCGCAGAACAGUUAGUUGUAUUUCUUUCUCCUGACAACAUUGUGGAGUAAUAAUGAUGUCACGUGCUGCACCAGAAGUGUACAUUAGGUUAAAAAAAAAAAAAAGAAUGAAAUAAAAAUAUUGAGGCAUGUUCCUCGCCAGAAUGCGAAGUGGGUGCGUAUGAUUGUGUGGUCUGUGUGUGGUAGGUUGGGAGGACUUGUGUUUAUUGAUCACAAAUAUGCAUGGAUACCGUUGUAGGUAUUUUACCUGUUUCUUUUGGGAAAUAAAAUGUAGAGGAGGGAUUCAACAGCAUCCAUUGUCAAUGAGAAAGAAAUUCGUGAGAAGAGGUUACCAGUAAGAAAAGUUCACAGUUACCUUUCGUUGACUUCUCUUAUUGUAAUAUUGUGUUACAGGGUUAAGUGUAUGCAAGCCCGUUGAUGGCUGUGUAAUUGACAAACAACGUUUUUUGUUAAACAUGCUAACAUAUCGGUGCUGCUACUGUACUUCAUUGGACUUUACUGUUGUCAUGGCUCCAGUUCUGUUUAUGAGAUCUGGUGUUUGCAAUAACCGUUGUAAUUAUUUUACCGCAAACUUUGGCAAAUCCUACUUUUUUUCUCGGAUGAUUAUUAUUUGCAUAAUAUUGCAAUGAAAGACUUCUCUGUAACUGUGCACUACAGCUGUUCUAAAGUUACUUUAGUAUUUAUUCAUAUAAUGCAGAUAGGAGUAGAAUGAGCACUAUGUCGACCUCACACAUACUUGCUGACAUUCAUUUCCAAACAUAUAUAGCGAUAUGAUUCACAUUAUUUACACAAUGUCGUUUUCUCAUGGAAGUGACAACAGAUGAGUAAAGUCGUGUCAUAUGCUUUAUACGUGUAUGCUGUAUGAAUACAACACACGUUUGAUGGGAAGAUUAUAUAGUAAUUAUAAGAAGCUUAUACAUACCACUCCUAAUGAAGUGUUUACCUGACCCAAUGAUAAGUGACCGGAUGUGUAGGCUCAGGAGAGGUGGCGCCAGCCGGUACUCAGUCAGCGAUAGAGAUGCACUGAUUCCCUAGAGGACGACGAGCAGAACAGAUCAAAAGCACAGUUGUCUAUAUUCUAUUCCACAAAUAAAGCAAUUAGAAUUCAGACAAUUGUGUCGCCUUUU